AUGUUCACCAACUUCACAGGCGACACGCGACGAGCCCGCCAGGUCAACCUAGGAGGCCGGGGCCGACAGACGGCCAACAGAGAGUCGCUGCUCAAGAAGGCAGCCGACGAUAGACGCAAGAGAGAAGAGGCUCGUAAGCAGGACGAGGCUGCAAAACAGAUCCAGCUGUAUUGGAGAAAGCAGGUGCAGGAAGUGCGCCCCAAGCGACUGGCGCUGAAGGAGAAAUGGUUGCAGAGUCCAGACUCCGUCCAGGAGGCCAUCUACUUCUGGAGGACCUUGAACAUGGAGGAGGCUAAGAUAGUUCUGCAACAAUGUUCAGAGCUGAAUGCUGCUCCGGAGCAAUGGUCGGAGCUUGGAGAGGAGGUUUGCAAAUGGAUCAUCUCCAACGGACACAAAAAUGCAUCUACGAUACUGUCGACAAUCGCUCAGUACCCCGUCAUCAUCCCCAGCUUCUUCAAGGCAGCCAGGGUUUCUGAAGUCACUCCAGAGGCUCUAAACCAACAGGGUCGCAGAAAUCCCGCAGGGUUUGUGCUCGACUACAUGACCCAGGAAGUUAACUGGCAAGGAAUCGAUCUCAUAAAUGUGGUUCUGGACACCAUCUGUAAGUUUGCGCGACUUCCGAAGAACAAGGCUGUUGGUAUCCUGUCCAACAUGACCCAGAUUGGUGGCGACAAGUUCAUCCCUGCCUUGUCGGUGGUUCUAUCUUCAGUGCCAUUUGGUGAUAUUCCUGAAGAACUGUUGGAGAGACUGGAACCUCUGUACUCUGUGAACUUUGUGACUCAGAUUCUCGACAAGUACAACUACACAGACGUCUCACAAGUUCUUGUCAGUCUUCUCCGCAUUCACCCAGAGCGAAAGCAGCAAGUUCUUCAACAGCUGUCUCUUAUUGAUAACCCUCCAGUCGCAAGAGUGCUCUGGAAGAGUCUGUUCGAAUCAGGACCCAUUCAGAAGCUCUACCGUGAUUCCAUGUCUGCCAACGAAGUUUCUGAGUUUUUGGAGUCUUCUCAAUAUUUGCAUUUAACGUUACUUCUGGAGCUCUACUCUUAUUGGCUUAUUGUCACACUCGACCAUGAGUUCCGUGACCAAGCCACUACUCUGCUCAGAUUCUCAGAGAUUGAAAACCUCAUGGUGGUGCUCAAGAAUCUGUGUGUGGCCAUGAUCACCAACGAAAUAGAGUGCAACCUGAUUAUUGCAGUUUUACGUCAGGUCUAUGCUCGUGAUUCCCGGCGACCUUUCUUGCCAAAGGGAUUUUGGCUGGUCAGAAGACUACAUGUCGAUACUAGCUUUAUCAAGUCUCUCGUGGAGGAAGAGAAGAUGCGACUGAGCCAAGAGCAUGGUGUGGAGACGACAGCAAGCAGAAGAAUGGCGUCCAGACCAUCUCUGUCAGCUAUGAGGUCCCGAAACAGAACAAUUCUCUCGCAAUUGCCUUUCUUUAUCCCUUUCAACACCCGUGUCACAUUGUUCGAGGCUUUCAAGGCAGAAGAUCACAGCAACGUUAUGGGCAGUGAAGAUGUGUUUCUGAUGCAUCAUACUGGAAGAAUGGGUAUCGAUGCUCCUGUUAUUCGGGGCAGAGAGUUUGAAUCGGCUUAUGAAAAGUUGUAUUCUUACGGCUCAGAAUUGAAGAAACCUCUUUCGAUUCGAUUCUUCAACGAUUUUGGUCCCGAGGCAGGUAUUGAUGGUGGAGGUUUGACGAAGGAGUUCCUCACUUCUGUCACAGAUGAUGCAUUCAACACUUCUCGAGGACUUUUUGCCGCUACCGAUAACCACCUUCUUUACCCCAACCCGACUACCCAUGACACUAAACAACUUGCAUUCCUGGGAAAUCUGGUGGGAAAGGGCCUUUACGAGAACAUUCUUAUUGAGCACGGCUUUGCAUCGUUCUUCCUUCAAAAGUGGACACAAGGAAGUAUGCGGUCGUCGAUUGACGAUCUGUAUUCUCUGGACCCCAACCUCUACGAGAGUCUUGCAUCGCUGAAACAGAUUUACGCCACUCAGGGAGAUGCCGAUCUUGGUCUUACAUUUUCAAUCGAUUACGCUGACUCCGAAGGCAAUGUUCGAACACGUGAUCUGAUUCGAAACGGAAGCGAAGUACCUGUCACUAAGGCCAACUAUCUUCGAUAUAUUUAUGAAGUGGCCAACUUCAAGCUUAACACCAGUAUCAGAACACAGACAGAUGCAUUCUUGGGCGGUCUAUACCAGCUCAUUGACCCUUCGUGGGUCUCAAUGUUCAACGCAGAUGAACUUCAAAUGCUUAUCAGUGGAGGACAUGCCAAUGUGGACGUCUGGGAUUUGAAGACACACACCAAUUACGGAGGCUAUCUGGAUACAGAUCAAACUAUAAAGGACUUCUGGACUGUGUUUGAGAGUUUCGAGGAAGAGGACAAGCGGCUGCUUCUUAAGUUUGUGACAUCAGUAUCCAAGGCACCAUUGCAAGGAUUCAAGGCUUUGAACCCGUCAUUUGCCAUUCGUAACGCUGGUAGACAGGUUGAUCGGUUCCCUACGGCCUCCACCUGUGUCAAUCUUCUCAAGCUGCCUGACUAUCAGGACAUUGAUCAACUUCGGAAGAAACUUUUGUAUGCCAUUCGAUCGCAUGCUGGUUUCGAUUUGUCUUAG
Molecule: messenger RNA, 2613 nt
Organism: Yarrowia lipolytica CLIB122
Lineage: Eukaryota; Fungi; Ascomycota; Dipodascomycetes; Dipodascales
Biological process (GO): protein polyubiquitination; ubiquitin-dependent protein catabolic process
Molecular function (GO): ubiquitin protein ligase activity
Source: RefSeq, a predicted model, not a curated record